Prorocentrum cordatum is the source of this 3000-nucleotide messenger RNA. Lineage: Eukaryota; Dinophyceae; Prorocentrales; Prorocentraceae. The record is from the annotation of a GenBank genome assembly.
AUGCCUUCGUGGUUCAACGAGGGUAUCAAGCGGAAGGCCGACGGGGAGGAGGAGGGGGAGCUAGAGGGCAAGGACAAGAAGGGCAAGGGGGGCAGCGGGGGCGGCAGCGGCAGCAGCAGCGGGUUGGAGAAGAAGGUCGACACCGUCAUUCGUCUCGUGCUCACCAAUUCACGCGAGAUAGCCGAUUUGGGCGCCAGCGUGUUCCUUCGUUACCUGCUCGCGGUGUCUACCCCCCUCGUGGCCGCCAUUCUCGCAGCAGGGAAAGAUUACGACCGCAAGUCACAGGAGAUGAAAGAAAAGGCAAAGGGGGGGGAGAAGGUGGACUUCAAGAAUCGUCCCUCCCCUCACGUGUGUAUACUCACGGCAGCCGUACACUACGGCGCGACCAAGGCAGUCCAGGAGGGCAAUAUGAAAGCAAGGGACGAGAAGAACAAGGAGUUAAUGAACCAGUUUUGGACAGAGAGGUUCGUGAAUCUCGACUGGAGGGAGAUCGGCAGGGCAUGUGGGCACUUUCGCAUCAAGACUCACCGCAAGGAGGAGGGGGCAGUGCAGACGUGCACGCUGUAUAUGCAAUUCCACACGCGGGAUCCGAUCGCAGACGUCCUUUGCGGGUUGAUGGAGGAGUUGGUGAAAGUGGAGAAGAUAUCCUUGCCGGUUGUGCCGUCCCAGUCCGCGCUGGCCAAGGAGACGGGGUCGCCGCGGUCCACGACGCAGCCCAGCGAGGAGGGGAUGACUCGCUCGGUGGACGAGCUCAGCGCGCCCGGCAGAGAGGCAGAGAAUAGCCCCCUGCUGACGCCGCGCAGCCCGGCGGCCGCCUCGGGGCGGCGGCAGUCGCACGGCAGCCCCGCGCUGACGCCGCGCAGCUCGGUGUCGCUCUUCGAGGCGGCGGGCUCCAAGGACGACUUGUCGGUGGUGCCCUUCCUGGAGUUCGAGAAGGCGCGUCCGGCGCUGGGCGGCGCCGGAGGCGAGCCCGCGGCCCCUGCGGCUGGCAGCGCCGACGGCGGCGGGGGCUCGGCGGCUGGCAGCCCGCGGCCCCCGGGCUUCUCGCCGGCGUCGGGCGGGGGCUCCUCGGUGGGCGAGGCCGCGGCCCGCGGCGGGGGCCGCCGGUGCUCGGCGUGCCGGGCGGCAUGCUGGCAGUCGCCCACGGUGCUGGAGGUUGUCCACCGCGGGGCGGCCGUGGAGCGGCCGUGGGACGCGGCCGCGCCUGCCCGCGGGGGGGCCGACGUGGGGGAGCAGCGCUGUGAGGGGCGAGUGCCGCUCGUGUCGCCCAUGCCCGAGGAGGCCCCCGCGGGCCCGCUCGGCGAGGCUGCGGCGCAGCAUGUCCGGCAGCAGGCGUCGCGCAGGUGCGCGCGAGCGACGGACGUCUGGCGCUCCACCGCGGCAGCGGCGGUGCAGCGGAUCGCGCGGGGGCGGCCAGAGCGGCGCGUGGUGGCCGCUGCGAGGGCAGCCAGCAGCGCCGCGAGCAGCCGCAGCCCCAUGCAGCGCACGGGGCCGCCGCCCCCGCCCCAGGAGGGGCCGCGGACAACUGGCAGGAGCGUGCUGGACGUUCCACGGAGCUGGUCGACGAUGGCGACGCGGUGGCGGACACGCGCGGAGCGGCGGUGGUCGACGCGGGAGCUGAUCGAGACCAACCUGACCGUCUACAACCAGAAGCACAAGGCGAAGGCCUGCAAAUACUGCAAGGGCGAGAAGCACGUCCCUCCGGACUCGCGGGCCUGCCGCCCGCCCGGCCCCCGGCACCCGGGGCUGGGCGACAGCGCACAGCCGCUCAACCUCAUCGGCUGGCCCAUCGGCUACGACACGGAGUACGACUCGAACGCCAAGGACAUCCAGGAGGCGCAGGCGGAAGGAGCCGCGCUGGCGGCCGGGCCCGCCCCGACGCCUCGAGGAGCAGGUGCGGCGCAGCUCUGGGCGCCGAGGAUGUCGGAGCCCACGGCCCCCGUCCGACAGGACACCCCCAGCGGGGCGAGGCGGUCGGGUUGCGGCGGGGUCGCCGGGGCCGCUCGGCCGAGAGAACCGCCGCAGCACGGCAAAUUGCCGCCGCGGUCGACGAGGAGCUCGAAAGGCUCGGCGCACACCGAGCAGGUGGCCGAGUUGCUGGCCGCUCGGGGGACUUUCGCCGUCGUCGGGGCGGAGCAGCGCGCGGCGGUUGGCUCUCGGGCGCCGCGCGGAGUGGACCCGAUGCCACAGCAGGCGCGCAAUGGAGACCUGUCUGGGAGCGCCGCCGCCCUGGAGCGGCCGUCGCCGCGGCACACGGGCGAGCGGGGGCGAGAGGCUGGCCGCCUCGCGGCCCUCGCCCGCUGGGCCGCCGAGGGCUCGCGGGCCGCCGAGGCCGCCGACGAGGCGCCCCCGCCGCCGCGCCUGCGGGCGCCCGCGGACGACAUCGACAAGAGACAACUCGACAAUCUCAUUGACAACAACAAGGACAUGACCAUCGACCAUCUCUGCGAUUAUGUCGAAGCCAACAAGGACGGUAAGGCCCCGCCUCCCGACAGCGCAGCGAAGCAGGCCGCCACAGGUAGCAUGACCACAGUACGCGAAGGAGCUGAGACGCCAGUCGAGGAGCCACAAAUUGGAAUUCGCACAGGAGCGAUGACAGCGGACAUCCGGCGCGACGCGGCCAACCGACUGGUCGACACCAUAAGCACCAUCUACCACGACAAGAACGCAAAGUUUGUUAGGAUGCGCAGGCGCAAGAUCAUCAAGGACAGUCUGACCAACGCCAUCAACCCACGCGCCAUGCAUGACCAAGCUCAUGACCCACAUCUGCGAGAUCGACACGAGCGCGAUCAGAUCAUGAACAACCUCGCCGGCGCGCUGCCGAACAACCAGGGAAACCAGAUUCGCCCACCACUCGCCCCAUGCAUCACGACGGCGAACCAGAGGGUGCUGACGCAGUGCGUUAUGCACCCUCCGCGCAGCAUAAUGGCACACCCAACCACAGGCGACGCCCAAGAUGCGACCUUUCCAUGCCACUACAAUCCAUCGCCGUUGCGAUAA